UGCAGGCCACAGAAAGAGACAGAGUGAUGGGACCGCAAGGGCGUGCUGGCCCCUUCUGGGAGUGGUAUGGGACCAGGGUAGGCGGGGAGUCUGCCUUCGCCUCGCUACACCACUGACUGGGAGCUGCCUAAGAUUUCUCAGGCCCAGGAUGGAAUUUCUCAUCAGAAAGGGACCAGACCACCCCAAGGUCAACAUUUCUGCAUAGGGAAGAUGGAGGCUGAAGUCCCUGCUCUGAAGCAGGCAGUGAGAGAUGUGAACCCAUCCCAGAGAGUACAUUGGUCUUUGCUGUUUCACAUCAGAUCUGCCCCUGUGGGAGCUGGCUGAAGCAGCAGCAAGAGGAGGUGGCGGCUAACCAACCCUGUCCUUGUUGGAUUACUUUGUAGCACCAACAUGCGCUGAUCUCUGCCUUGCAUCAGAUCCAUCCCAGCCGUCUCUUUGUGAGUGAGUGAGCCCACUUGAAGCAGCAGCAGGAGCAAGAGGCUGCAGCUAGCCCUGCCCUCACUGGGCUUGCAUUAGCACAGCAUGCAUUGAUUUGCUGCCUUGUCUUAGACCCAUCCCAGCCAUCGGGGUGCGUGGUGCAUGGUGUGGGAGAUACACUGUCUCUAUAAUAAAUGAUAGAGGAUACAAUGACUUUGCUGUCUCUGCUGGGCCGGAUCAUGCGUUACUUCUUGCUAAGACCAGAGACCCUGUUCCUGCUGUGCAUCAGCCUGGCCCUCUGGAGUUAUUUCUUCCACACCGAUGAAGUGAAAACCAUCGUCAAGUCCAGCAGGGAUGCUGUGAAGAUGGUGAAGGGCAAGGUGGCUGAGAUCAUGCAGAAUGAUAGGUUCGGGGGGCUGGAUGUGCUGGAUGCAGAGUUCUCCAAGACCUGGGAGUUCAAGAGCCACAAUGUGGCCGUCUACUCCAUCCAAGGGCGGAGGGACCACAUGGAGGACAGGUUCGAAGUGAUCACGGACCUUGUCAACAGGACCCAUCCCUCUAUCUUCGGGAUAUUUGAUGGGCAUGGAGGAGAGUCAGCAGCAGACUAUGUGAAGUCCCGCCUGCCUGAAGUCCUGAAACAACAUCUUCAAGACUAUGAGAAAGACAAAGAAAACAGUGUGUUGUCUUACCAAACCAUCCUGGAACAGCAAAUUCUGUCAAUAGACCGAGAAAUGCUGGAAAAAUUGACUAUAUCCUAUGAUGAAGCAGGUACUACCUGUUUGAUUGCAUUGCUGUCAGAUAAAGAACUUACAGUGGCCAAUGUUGGUGAUUCACGGGGAGUCCUGUGUGAUAAGGAUGGAAAUGCUAUCCCUUUGUCACAUGAUCACAAACCCUAUCAACUGAAGGAGAGAAAGAGGAUUAAAAGAGCUGGUGGCUUCAUCAGCUUUAAUGGCUCCUGGCGUGUUCAGGGGAUUUUGGCCAUGUCCCGCUCACUAGGAGAUUAUCCACUGAAAAAUCUGAAUGUUGUUAUCCCUGACCCAGAUAUUCUGACCUUUGAUCUGGACAAACUACAGCCGGAGUUCAUGAUCUUAGCAUCUGAUGGCCUGUGGGAUGCUUUCAGCAAUGAAGAGGCUGUUCGAUUCAUCAAGGAACGCCUGGAUGAACCACAUUUUGGUGCAAAGAGUAUAGUUCUGCAGUCAUUUUACAGAGGAUGUCCUGAUAACAUAACAGUUAUGGUGGUGAAGUUCAGGAAUAGCAGCAAAACAGAAGAACAGUGAAUUUAUAACAGCUCUCUCCCUCUUCUCUGGUGAACUUAAAAUAAACUCUUGUAUUUUAAUGUGGUAGAAAGUUCUAGUAAUUAUCAUUAGGAUUGUAUGUAAAAGGAAUGGGAAAGAUCCCUCUGAUCUGUUCUUUGCUGAACAAAAAGAACAACACGGCAACUAUGUUUUGGAUAGUUAUAAUAAUUAAGUUCCCCACAUUGUCCUGCCUCACAUGACCUGCCCCUCCUUUGAAAUGGAAGGGUCAGGUCAUAUUCUAGUUAAUUUCUAAGGUGUAAAAUUCCUGCCUAAGGCUUUUUCAAAUACUGAUGAUUUCUUAAUUUUCCUUUCUAAUAGCUGAAGCUGCAUUCAAAUUGGCACUGAAGGGGCAAGGCAGUCAUAAGCGAGUGAUAGGAAUGACCCUGCUUUUCACUCAUAUAUGAAACUAAUCUCACAGUUGCACUCUUCAGUGCUUUGCAUCCUUGUUUAUCUAAUCUGCAGUGAUAGUCAGAUUGAAAAAGAUUUGUAAUUAUUGAUCUGUGCUUUACAUGAAGAAAAAAGAGAAGCUAAACGCUAGCCUCUGCCAGUCCACAAUUGGCUACCCUCUGCCAGUCCACAAUUGGCCACCCUCUUCAUAAUUUCAUAAUGAAAUAUGCCCUUUCUACUACAUGAUUAAGUAAAUAAUUGAGUUCCGUGUAUCCAUGUGACUAUCCAGUCUGUGUAUGAUUUUCAUUACACUUCCCCAUGCCAUACUGUAUUCAAAUCAACUGAUAAACUCCCUCACCAAAUUCUGAGGUUUGAUGCCUUCAGUCACCAAGAAACUAGUUCUGUCAUUGUUGAAGACUGCUUAGCAUUGAUUCAGUUCACACUUGCUUCUGCUUUUUAGCAAAGAAUUUUCAUAGACAAGUAGAGAAAAAAAUACAAGAUGCUUUCAAGCAAGGCAGAGCUUUUUAUGAUGUUCUGGGGAGUUUCAGUAACACUGAAACUUAAUUCAAAAUAUUUGUCAAAGAAAAAAACCCUAAAACAACGCUUAUGGCACUUAGCGUUCAAGGCUGUACACCACCAUUGCCAUGUAAAUUAUUGGGAAUAUGCUUUAGUGCUGAAACAUUCUCAUAACUGUAACCAAGAAACUUUUAAGUUCUGAUUUUCAACAAUAAUUGUAUUUGGAAUCGGUAAAUAAUGUAAAUUUUAGUAUAGACAGCAACCUUUCAAAUCUGGUAUAGAUCUGGAAAUCGCUGGUUACUUUAUCAUAUAGUGAUCUGGAAACAGAACAGUAACAGAGAAUAGAUAGUGUCUUGGAUUCUCUUUGUGAAUAAUAGAUCAGACAUACUAAUGAAAACCGGAAAAUCUAAAACAGAAAGAGAAGAGUGUGGGCACAGGCUUCUUACCUCAUUUUGAGACCUUCAUGGAAUUGAUUGUUUAAUGAAAGAUUUAAUUAAAAGAUCCAACAGCUGUACUAAGGGGAAAAAAAACAAAUUUAGUGGAUUUUUAAUUGUAGCUUUGCAAUCAAACUGAAGUCGUAAGAGGAAAUAUUAAUGAUCUCACUUCAGUUAAAUUGCACUGAUCUCAUUUCUAAAGCUCUUCCAGGUUAGAGUGCUCUGCAAUGAUGUGAAUGUUGUGCAGAGGUUUCAUGAUGGUCCUUUUAAGUGUGAAACCCUGUACAAUGCUAGAGCAGGAGUUCUCAAAGUGAACUCCAAGGAGCAUUUGCUGAAGCCUUUGCCUUCCCCUUUCCAGCUGCUUCGAGAGGCAGACAGGCCCGUUCUUGCAGGAAAGAAUCCAAAUGGUUGUGGAAACAGCUUCUUAGGGAAAAAGAGAGAGGCUGAGAGGUUUACUCCGCAAAGGUACCGCUACAAAUGUAGAGGAGGAACCUGUAGAAAUGAGCAGGUAAUAUAGCCCUGGAGCUUUCUCAAUCGAGUACUUCAGCAGAAAACCGAAUUACUUCAGCCUGUAGCUACAAUCUUGCUGUAAUGAAUCUGAGUUAUGACUUCCAUACAUACACAGGUGGGGAGCUGGAACUAGAAUGAUGGUCCUUUAAUCCCAAUCUGUAUGCCUCUACCACAUGAGCUAAAGGAAAAUUCUCGAAGCAGGUACUAAGAUUAGGCCCUGUACCCUCCCUGUAGCUCAGCCAAUAGAUCACAGAAGGGAACUCCAGAGCUCUACAGGAGUGCAGGUAGAGUCACUUCACCUCCUGUGGAGCAGCUAGACCUGUAUCAGGAGCCCAGGAAAAAGGAUUUGACUGUGUUGUUAACUGUAGAUUUACAAAUUCAAGUACCAUAGUUGACACAGGUAAGGUGUGGGGUGGUGAUUGGGAAGGCAGGUAGGUGAUCCACAAGAUACUGUUGCCUUAGCAAUGGGCCUAGAGCGUUGCACAGGACUAUUCUUUAAUCCUGCUCCCACUAUUAUGGCAGCAGGAUCUAUGUGAUCUCAAUCCUGCUGCAAGGCUGGGCUCUACCACAGUGUAGAAGCAUUUGAGAAACUCAGUACAGGAGCACAGAAUAGCUUUUGUGGGUGGCACUGACCUAUGUAUUUAUUCCAGGAUUAGACUCAGAACUUACUCUUGCCUGAUAACUAAACAAAGCUAUUUCAGCCUAUGUUCAAUGUUUGCAUUUGUGAAAGCAUUAGUUAUUUUUCUACCUUUUCUUGAAUUUUCCUUUUAUUUUUUUCCUUGAUGGUUAACUCCUUUGCUAUGCACUGUGUAUGAAACCUGUAGCUUUAAUAGUCUGCCAUAGCACUGUCAAUAACUGCAAUAACUCCCUUCCUUUGCCAAAGAAAUUCACUUCCGCCAUCUGUGUUUGAUGUGACUGGUGGAUUUUAUUCUUAAUUUAAAAAAAAAGGGGGGGGAGGGAAGAGAGACUCACUUUAGGGUUAAAGAAAGUGGUAUAUGAAGAGGGAAGGGACUGUGCAAAUUUGCCCCCACACUCUGUCAAUGCAUCUACCUUAAAAACCUACUUUCCUAAGCCUUUCCCUGUAAACCCUGCCAGUCAUGUUGAAGUUUAUAACGAUUUUGUGAGGUGGACAGCUACCCACAAGGGACAAGACUAAGAAGAUAUACAUCUCACUUAUAAAAGUCUUUAAUGUUCAGGUGGUUGGGACACUCACCUGGGAUGUGGGAAACCAAGGCUCAAGGCCCUGCUCCAUAUCAGAGUGGGGAUUUGAAAACAGGCCUCCUGUAUCUCAGAUGCAUGACCAAACCACUGACCUACUGUGUAUUCUUGUGAGGGAUGGACACACAUUGCUUUCCCCUCCCCACCCAAAAAAUGUCCUGAUCAGUUUGUCCCCAGCUGUCUUUAAGGGGGUUAGGGGUGCUCGGAGCAUACCUAUCAAAACAGGCACCACAGGCAAGAGAGGCAGGGAAUGUCUCGCUGGCAGUGAGUAGCUUGGUGGUAUCAUUACCUUCGGUGCUUUUGCACAGGCCCAGCAGCAGAAACUUAGGCACCUAGGGAGCUUAGGUGGGUACAGGGUGAGGCAGCAUCUGAGCAGGGGUUUUGAGGAUUUCAGUGGCACCUAAGUGUUGGACUUAAGCAUCUAAAGGGGCAGUUAGGCACCUAAGUCCCUUUGUGGAUCUAGCCUAAAGUGGCUGUAUCCAUGUCCAAAUACCUGGUCCCUUGAGUCCGUGUGUCCAGAUGUGAAAGGCCACUAUAUUAAAGUGGUGCCAUGUCCAACAUAUGUAUUGUUCAUUAUUAAAUAUUGUAAACUUGUAGUUACAUCUCACUUUUUUUUUUUAAAUGUUGCUCUUAUUGGCAAUGGUAUUCUAAACUGGUGGUUUUCCAGAGCCAAAUUAACUGAGUAUACUUUCAUACAUAUUCUUAUAGCAGACCCUUGCAGUUUUACUGUGUUGUGUUAUACGAGUGCUGUACUGUGAACUCUUUGCAAGGACUGUGCUUUACUAAUUAAAGAGCUAUAAUCUAUCCUCAUAUUCUGGCUGUCAGUGAAGUCCAGAUGUACAUAAUACACUGCCUUUCUGUGUGAUAAUCUCUCCCUCUAGUGUCUUGCCCAAGGAAGCAUAGUAGCCUAUUGACUGGUUUCAGAGUAGCAGCCGUACUCCUUUUCUUUUAGCCUAUUGACUGAAAGUUAAUAUAGUAGAACCUCAGUUAUGAACACCAGAGUUACGAACUGACUGGUCAACCCCACACAUCAUUUGGAAUUGCAGUGAGGUAGCAGCAGAGACACCCUCCCCUCUCCGCCAAAAAGGGAACAUUUAAAAAAAAAAAUUGACAAGGUAGGGAAACUUUCUAUGCUUGUUUCAUUUAAAUUACGAUGGUUAAAAGCAGCAUUUUUCUUCCGCAUAGUAAAGUUUCCAAGCUGUAUUAAGUCAAUGUUCAGUUGUAAACUUUGAAACAACAACCAUAACAUUUUCUUCAGUUACAAACAACCUCCAUUCCCGAGGUGGUCAUAACUCUGAGGUGCUACUGUAGUAGCUCCUUUAGCACAAGCAAAAGAUGCAUGUUCUUGAAGGAUGAAAUUUACCCCAGUGCAGAGGUCCCUAUGUAAGGUAUAUGCAUGCCCACUGCACAGGAGUGAACUUUAUACUGGUGCUGAAGGUCCCAGAUUCAGUCUCCACUGAUGAUUGUGGUGUCUGAACAUAUGCACCCAUGGUUUAUUACGUAUACAGAUCCAAGAGCAGAAUUUAGCCCCCAAAAAGGUACAAACCAAAAAGGUUUGAAGCAACUUAACUGUUUGUCUGUGGCAUCUAAAAGUUUGGUGACAGUACAGCUUGUUCAGGCUACUGUGGCCAAACAUGCAGGUUCUGAAAUUCACAGAUCAUCUCCAGGUUGGCAGCAUCAGCUGUUUUAUUUUUUGUCACUUUUUUUUCCCCCUGUAACAUUUAGUAUUAAGCACAGUGUCUGCUCAGUGAAAUGCUCCAGAAGAUGAUUUUUAAAAAUAAAGGGCACGAGUAGUGAUCUUACUCCCAUUGAAGUCAGUGGAAGAUUUGUCAUUGAUUUAAGUGAAAGGAUCAAUAGUAAAAUCAGUAUUAGAUUGUUGGUAUAGUGACAUUUGUUUUAUGGUAACCUACCUGCAGUGGGUAAAGGAUUUAGUGUUCAUUCUGUAUAACAGCUAUCCGAUGGUGCUUUUGCUUUAUUAAAGUCAGAAGAAAUUUUUUGCUUUAGAGCAGUUAGGCCAGCUUGAAGUAACAAUAUAUUUGCUAAAUAAAUUCUAAUUCUGUAUUUUGAAAAUAUAAAAAAAUGUUCAAGAAGCCAGCUACCUUUUAACAGACAAGAUGUCACUGUACUAAACAGUAGGAAGAUACAUGAAUGUUUAUUUCACAUGGAUUGGGGGAGAGGGAGCGGCCGGCGGUGGAAAUCAGCAUUUUUCUUUUAAAAAAACCUCAGCCUUCCAUUUUCUAAAAUAGGUUUUAGGCCUUAAUCUAGAAGGUUGUGCUGCAGCAGUCUACCAGUCCAGAGUAACAUUUAGGAUCAGGACCUUAAAAAAGUAGUUUUGGAAAAUGGAAGGUUCAGGUUUUUUAUUUAAGUGACAGGCAAUUAAUGUUACUAGUAGCUUGUGGUUUAGCAGACAUAAUAAUAAUAUAGCUGCUAAUCUUUAAUGGUGGUUUAGAUUUGGAAAGAUAAUUACAAACUUAAGACUGGAACCUCAUGAGACAUUUACAUUCUAAAUUAAGUAUACUUUUGUAUAUUGAGUUACUAGGCUUGUUUAUAUAGCACUGAAGGACUUGGUUUUUCUGUGUCAUAUACAAAAGUUUCCUUGAGCAGGACCUCUGAACAUGGAGCAUAUAUAGAAUCAGCUAUUACAUGAGUAUCUUAGGUACAGUAAAAUGUACAAGGGCAGAGCAACUGAAGCUUAUCUAAAACUAUAAAUAUGAUUGUGAACACCACAUUAGAGGCCUUCUGGAGGAAAAAGGUUUGAAUCCUACUUUUAGAAGAGGCUAGUUUCUUGUAUCUUCCUGGGGUCAAAAGGGGAAAAAGUCCAUAUUCCUUGAGCCACAGAGGGAAAAUGGGACAGUAUUUCCCUGCAUUUACAAGUCCUAGGUUCCAACAGCUCGAUCCCUUGAACCUUUGGAGGUACACUAGUUUAUAGGGAACCAGCUGCUCAGAAAUCCUGUUCUGUGUGUAUUCGAUACAGGUAAUUCAUAAUAAAUCACUAAUCAGUUAUGGUUAGAUUCUUUAUAAGUCUAAAUGCAGAAUCUAUGCAGCUAUAACACAUUGGUUUCAGUUAGUGGUCAAAUGUUGGUCCCAGAACAGACAAUCAUGUGUCUGAGUAGAGUCUAAGUAAAAUACCACUUUUUAAAGACUAUCACAGGGACCAUCCCUUUAGAGCAUUAGUGUUCAAAAGCCAAAAGUCUGAAAUAGUUUUUGUUCUAUAUUGAAAUCAGUUCAACUCUCCUUGAUUCACCUGUAUAAUCUGAGUAGUGUGAGAUGUGAAAUAUGGACAGUAGUUUACCAAGGCUGGUUUUACCACUAAGACCUAGUUCUUGGCUAGUUUCAUGACCAUUCCUUUUUUAAUUUAUUAUAAUGAGACUUUUGGGAUCCCUAUGACUCUACAACUGUAGUGGAAUGAGGAGCAGCAGUGUACUUUAGAAGUAAUAAUACAAAGACUAGUAUUGCAGUUAGAGAUUGUAGAACUAUGGCUGGCUCUGUUAUAUAGAAGAGCGCUCAGGAAAAAUGCUUACACUUUGAUCAGAUCAGUAUUUUGUUACCUUUUUGUGCAUUAUAAGAGCAGAGCCUGAGGUAUGUAUGACAAGUAACGGAACUACACUGUCUAAACAACUAGUGUUUACUUUGCUACAACGUCAUAGUCAAGAUUCUCUUUAUGCUUUACGAAGUUUGCAGUUGCUUGUUGUUCAAAACCAAAAGCACUUAGUUUGCAUUUUUAUUUCAGAAAUCUAAGUUGUAAGAGAAAGGUCUUUACUAUAGCUUUAAGGAACACUGCAGACAAAGCGUUACAAAGAGUCCUGGGUAAACCAGCAGAUUACUUUUUCCUUAUUUUACAUGGUGAGUCAGCAUGUAUGUACUAUUGACACCUUAAAUGAACUUUUAAAAGUCUGGCUCUUAAGAAUCAGUCAGCUUAAUGUAGAUUGCAGAAAGUAAUUAGUAACUACAGUCACAAGGCUAGAGAUAGUGAGGUUUUAGCUAUAAAGUUUAAACCUGAGUGUAAUUGUUUUAUUUAUUCUACUUGAUAUAUUCAAUACAGUGCAGCAUUUGCUUGUUUUGAGGAUGCAAAAUAAAGCCCCAUAAUUGAAGGUGAGACACCAUAAUAGCACAGGUUAUAGUCUCUGAGAUUAGAAAGUUACUUUAUCGGGUAUCUACAAUCUAAAACUACAGGGGCCUGUUAGGGAUUAUAAUUCCUUUAUGAUUAUCAGAGGCCCAACAUGUAUUUAGCUUAAUUUUCAUAUUUUAGCAAACAUGGACCCUACUACACAAGGAAAUAAGAUAAAAGCCAUAUAUCCUUGCCUUGUGGAAAGUGUGCGUUUCCCUUCCAUCAUAGAUUACUAUUAGUAUACAAACAUGGUGUUUCAACCUUUGAAGUGUAAUUUUUUUUUUUUUUAAAAUAGCAUCAAGUAGAUCACUUUAACAAGCAGCAUUCAGAGGAACAUUUCAAAUCCCUCCCAAAUCAUAUAUUCUACUUCAAGAAUAGGAAAACCUAUAAUUUUCCUGUAAGGAUCCUAAAUGUCACUCAGCCUCAAUCUCCUUGACAUCAGUGGGAAUUUUGUCUAAGGAGUGCAGUAUUGAGUCCCAUGUUUGCAGCUUCUGGGUUUUAUAAUUAAGUAACAUAUCUGAUAUAGUCAGAAGAUUAGGAAUUCAGUGUUCACAUCCUAUUUAGUUUACCCCUAAUCAGUUUCUAGUUCAAGUUUGUGUUGUACAUUAUGUACGCUGAAUCCAGACUUCAAGCAUAUUUAAACUCAGUUUAAAAUUACUCAAACUUUUAAAAACAAAACUAUACCAAGAUAAAUGAAACAGGUGAUUAAUACAAUUUGCUAUAAAUCUACUGUACAUUUUCUUUAGUACUGUACAAAUGGCAGACAAAACAAUGCCAAAAUAUAUGCAGUCUGGGUCUUCGUUAAAAUGGUUCAUCCUGCAAUGCACCUAAUCAGUUUAAGUAUUUACUAUUUGUAUUUGAAGGUACGCAAUCAAUGAAUCCCAGUAAAAUGUCUAAACACUUAACUCUGCAAACUCUACUGGAAGAAUAUACAGGUGAUGGAUACAGUGGUAAUUUUACAUUGUGAAUGCUAUUUUCAAUACACUAGAAUAAAACUCUAAAUACUAAACACUGUUUGAGGCAUUUUUGUGCACACCACCUCUGAGAAUAUGUAUGAUCCUGAAGGAGGUUUGACCUGCGUCAUUUGCAAGGCCAAUAAGUUCAUAAACAGGGUCAUAAGAAAUCUUAGGCUGAAGUUGACACUUCAUUUCUAUCAGAAGAUGUUAAGGGGACAGAGUUGUUUGGGUCCAAAUUGUAGCCUACAUUAAAAUUGACGGUGUAAAUUCAUACGAUUAUUUUAAAUUCCCCUCUUAUCAGGUUUGUUUUGUUUUUAAAAAUAGCCAACAUUUCCGUUGAAGUAACAUGGCAAGCCGUAUUACACAUUUUAUGCUUCUAGUAAUAAAUACGUUCAAAUCUGUUUAGAAACGGGAGAAGCAAGAAAAAAGUCUAAGUUACUAAGAGGCUGUUUCAAAUUAAAACAGUUUUGUCACUAAGUUACAAUUUCAGGUUGAAUAAACUGUGUAUUAAUCUACAUUUCUGAAGGCAAAAGCCCUGCAAUCGCUGAUCAGUGAACCUUGUCAGGCACAAAAUUAUCUUGCUUGGAGAAAGUUACUUUUCUCUUAUUGUCAUACCUAUUUUUGCAGCUACAGCCAUCUGCCUUGCAUCAGCUUUGUGAAGACUGAAGCCUUUUGUGAUUCCACCUAAAGUAUUGUUUUUAAAAAGCAAUAUUAACCACUGUCCAACUAUACUGACUAUCAGCAUUCAUGGGGCAAACACUCACUAUUAAAAUAAACGUUCAUGUCAUGGUAGGUUUAAAAUAAGCUGUUUUUAUAGGUGAGAAUUUUUCAAUGUAUGCCCAUUCAUUGGACAAGAUGAUGUAUACAAGUUGAACAUGUUCCUUCCCACCCAACUAUAGUAAGACUCAUAUCAAAUCAUAAGUGGAUCCCAGAAGUUUAGUUGUUGCAGUUUUGCAGUAAUUUUCUAGUUCUAAAAUUAGAAUAGCACUUCCUCCCCACCAUAUUUAAAUAAGACAUUACCCAUCUUUAGAAUUUCAUUAAACUAUACAAGCUAGUUUAAA
Messenger RNA from Dermochelys coriacea (leatherback sea turtle), 10902 nucleotides. RefSeq names its product protein phosphatase, Mg2+/Mn2+ dependent 1L (gene PPM1L). Gene Ontology annotation, biological process: protein dephosphorylation; positive regulation of canonical Wnt signaling pathway; positive regulation of canonical NF-kappaB signal transduction. Gene Ontology annotation, molecular function: protein serine/threonine phosphatase activity; cation binding. The coding region runs from base 612 to 1694 and encodes 360 amino acids. Gene Ontology annotation, cellular component: nucleus; cytosol. The record is from RefSeq and is a predicted model, not a curated record. Lineage: Eukaryota; Metazoa; Chordata; Testudines; Dermochelyidae. The transcript is spliced from 7 exons.